AUGUCGUAUCUGGAGUGGGCAGAGAGUCAACUGGCAGAGAUAGAGCUUCUCUCCAGCAUGUUUCCCACACGCGAGGAGUUGGACUUCUCUGACCCCAUGGCCCUGGCUCUCCUCAGGGGCUACGUGGAAGGGGCUGGGUCCACUGAAGGGCCCCCCACAUCGAGACCGCAGUUUCAAAUCAAGCAGAAGAUCCUGUCUGCUGGAACGAACGAGAUGGACGUAAUUAUGUCGUGUGCGUAUCCCUCGGAGUAUCCCAGUGUGUUGCCCGAGAUCACUGUCAGAUGCUCAGGUCUGAAUCGGUCUCAGCUGAGCCAGCUCCACUCUGAGCUCAGUGCCCACCUGAGUGAGAGCCAACUGGGGGAAGUGUGCGUCCUGUCGGCUCUGGACUGGCUCCGGGACCACCUACACCUCUACACUUCCCUUGCCCUGUCUCCCAUCACCUCCCAUCCGAGCAGAGACCUUCCCCCAGCCCCGGUCUUCACCCGCCUCUGGAUCUACAGCCACCACAUCUACAACAAGAGCAAGCGGAAGAGCAUCCUGGACUGGUCCAAGGAGCUGGGUCUGACCGGCUUCAGCAUGCCGGGGAAGCCUGGGGUGGUGUGUGUGGAGGGCCCGCAGGAGGCCUGUGAGGACUUCUGGGCCAGGCUGAAGGUGCUGACAUGGAAGAGGAUCAUGAUUCGUCACAGGGAGGACGUCCCCCUUGGAGGACAAGGAGAAGUGGAGGGAGAGGAGGUCGUAGCUUUCAGGACUCUGGACUCUCUGCGGAAGUUCAGCCGCUUUGAGGAGGCCAUGUUUGACCCGCACGGUAACCGGGGAAACCACAUGGACCUGGGACAGCUCUACCACUACCUGAACGACAAAGGCCUCAGCGAUGUGUUUCAGAUGUACUUUGGCAUCGAGGGUCGCUGA
Molecule: messenger RNA, 909 nt
Organism: Knipowitschia caucasica
Lineage: Eukaryota; Metazoa; Chordata; Actinopteri; Gobiiformes; Gobiidae
Source: the annotation of a GenBank genome assembly